GUUCCCGCCCCUGCCCGGUGGUUCCGCGCCGCCGUGCGCCGGGCCGAGCCCGGGGUUGGGCGCUGAGAGGAGGCGACGGCAGCAGCAGCAGCAGCAGCAGCAGCAGCAGCAUGCACCGGGCGGCCCCGGCCCCGCGGCUCCACCGGGGCGGCAGCGGGCGGCCUCGAUGGAGCUGGGCCCCCGGUGGAGCCCCGCCGCCCGGCCAGGCUGCCCGCGGAGGUGGCGGCGGCGCUGGGCGCUGCUGGGCGCGCUGCUGGGCGCCGCGCUGGCUCUGUACGUCUGCGUGCGGGAGCUGCGGCGGCGCGGCUCGGCGGCCGGCCGGCCCGAGGGCGAGGUGACGGUGCUGCUGUGGUGGGAGCCCUUCGGCCGCCCCUGGCGCCCGGCCGACUGCCGGAGGCGCUACAACAUCACGGGCUGCCUCCUGAGCGCCGACCGCGGGCGGUACGGCGAGGCUCGGGCCGUGCUCUUCCACCACCGCGACCUGGCGCUGCACGGCGCCCAGGGGCUGCCCCGCGGGCCCCCGCCGCGACCCCCGCGGCAGCGGUGGGUGUGGAUGAACUUCGAGUCGCCCUCGCACUCCCCCGGGCUGCGGGGCCUGGCCGGGCUCUUCAACUGGACCAUGUCGUACCGGCGGGACUCGGACGUCUUCGUGCCCUACGGGUACCUCUACGAGCCGCCGUCGCCGCGGCCCUUCGUGCUGCCUCGCAAAAGCCGGCUGGUGGCCUGGGUCAUCAGCAACUGGAACGAGGAGCACGCCCGCGUGCGCUACUACCGGCAGCUGAAGGAGCACCUGCCCAUCGACGUGUACGGGGCGCGCGGGAUGGCGCUGCUGGAGGGCAGCGUGGUGAAGACGGUGUCGGCCUACAAGUUCUACCUGGCCUUCGAGAACUCCCAGCACACGGACUACAUCACCGAGAAGCUGUGGAAGAACGCCUUCGCCGCCAGCGCGGUGCCUGUCGUCCUCGGCCCCCGCAGGGCCAACUACGAGCGCUUCAUCCCCGCCGACUCCUUCAUCCACGUGGAUGACUUCCCCAGCCCACGGCUGCUGGCCACCUACCUGAAGUUCCUCGAUAAAAACAAGCCCAGCUACAGGAGGUAUUUCGCCUGGCGGAACAAGUAUGAAGUCCACGUCACGUCUUUCUGGGAUGAGCAUUACUGCAAGGUUUGCGAGGCCGUGAGGACGGCAGGGAAUCAGCUCAAGACAGUACAGAAUCUGGCCGGCUGGUUUGAGAGCUGACGUUCCUGAGGCGUGCUUGGCCAGCUUUUCCCAGCAGUGAAUGGGCCGAGGUACAGGGAAGCCCUGUGAGACCUCCUGCCUGCCAAAGCCAGUCUGUCCUCCGCGAGAGAAGCAUACAGAUAGAGGUAAAUAAACGAGCAAGAAGAUUUUUAUUACAGUGCAAAAUGGCAUUAGGGAGAAGCAUCAGGCAAGGCGAUUCUGCAAGAGCAAAGUUAAACUUCCAGCGGUCGUGCUGGUCUGAAACCUUUGCAGUCGUUCACAGGAUAACCUACGCCAAGUCCUUCAGCUGUGCAGCUGGAACCAAUUUUGUCAGCUCUGACAGCUUCCUGGACCGUGAAACUUUCUUCUGCGUAUGGGGGAUACGCGAUCAGUGCUGGCUUUCUGUGUUCUAAAGACAAAAGCAAGUAUUUUCAGUGGUGAUUGGUAUGAAAAUCAGAGCUAUUUGCUGACAAAUGCUGAGCCGCAAGUGUUGGACUUAAGAAUGUGAUGAUACGGUAGCACUUUUUAGCAGUUUUAAAUUGCAGCAGCCAAAUAAUAAUUCUUUGAGCCAAAGAAAGAUUCCACGUAGGAUAAAGCGUAUGGAAGGGUCGGAGUGGGACAAACAGCUCAGAUGGCAGAAAGCGUUUCUUCCAACUGUGAGCGCAAUUGUCCUGUUUGAAAGUGGAGAAGAGCUUCGAGUACAGGAAAAGACAUCAGGCAGACAGAAAGCUCGAACGUUUCCACCCUCCCUUUAUUCAGGAAUUGGAGAAUGUUUACAGGAGACUGCGUGUUUUCCUCUGCAAAAUUACUGCCGUGUAGGAAAAAGCAGGGAGAGGCUCAAGAUGGCAGGGCUUUUAUUGCUGUACUCAAACUGUAGGUGGAAAGGCUAACUUUCUGCUGUGCAUAUAACAAUAAUGGCAACAAAGAUACCAAAGCUAAGUCCCCAAAGGCUACCUCCCAGAAGGAGAAUUACUGUAGAGAAUAAGGUCUAAACUGUUGCUAAAACACAGGUCCGAUGAAGGAAGUAUAUGAAGAGGAAGAGGAAGGAGUUACUGUUUUUCACUUUUGCUUCGGGGGGUUUCUUCCACUUGACUUCUUUUCAGUCCGUUCCUAGAAUUGUAGGCUGCUACUUCCUCAUGCACUGUCUGCUCUUGCAGACACUGCAUUGCAGUUCCUUUUCAGGCUGCCACGGUGGAAUAAAAUCGUGGGCACCAGACGGGUGGGGAAAGAAGGACGUUAGGUGCAAGUGAAAGCAGAACGCGUGAGAGUUGUUUAGGUUAGAAUGGGAUGAGGUUUGAUUUGAGCAACGAGGGCUGGCAGGUAGGUGCUGUUCAAACUUAGCAGCUGACAGCCUGCUGCAUUGUAAGUUACCUGUGCCCAGUGCUUACGUAAGCAUGGAACUAAAGAAUACUGGGGGAAAAAAAUCUGUAAUAGUGUUAAAGAUCAUGAAUAAUUUUGCACCGAUUUACUGGGUCAGAUCUCGGAAGCUGCAGUUUUCAUUGUUUUCUGCUUUUGUGCAGGGAAAGAUGGUUAAAAUCACUUUGUGAACAUGGCUGUUGUUUGUGCCAGAGCUGCUGCAGAGAUUUUAUCGGGAAAGCAGAGAGCACUCAGUGCAAUGCAGGGUGUUGUCGGGGUGUUCCCCAUGCUGCCAUUGAAUGCCAGCAGUUCUGAAGGGGUUGUUCAGAGCACGGCUGUGCUCCUCACUGCGUGAACAUCUGCCGCCCUGCCAGCUGGUAAAGAAAUUGGGUUUGAUUAUUCUGAAAGUCCAGUUCCAAGUAUAGCAUUAACCUAAAAGCUGAGUGCCGGGGCGAUACAAUCAGUGUCUCUUUGAUUUGCCCUUUUCUCCUUUGGCUUUUUAUCACAGUGCAUGUGAGCGUACAGCAGAACCUGAUCUUCAGAGCAGGGAGCAGUCUUUGAGAAGGUGAAGACUGCACUACUUCUUAUCAGUCUGCCCACAAGAGUUCUUCUUUUUCCCAGUCCUUCUAAGUUUUUAAAUGCUUUCUGAGGGUUUUGAGAUGCACGGCUGGAUGCUACCAGUGGUAAUGCCACAGGCAGAAGAUGAGGCUCCAGGAGGAUGGGGAUUUCCACAGAUUGCAGCCAGUCCUUUAUUCGCAGCUUCUCUUACUGAAAUUGUGGUGGGAAUCAGUUUUGUAAAGUUCAGCAAACAGCUGUGCAGUGAUCAAAGCACCAUUCUGGAAUGAGAUAAUCACAACUGUGCUCUAUUUGUAAGGUAUGCGUUGAUGUUUUCACAAAUUGUUUAAGGAGAGCUGCAGUGUUGUAAUAAUUAUUGCAGUUUCAUCGUUCUUGCAUAUGAAUUGCAUGCUUUUCCCAUCAGAUUAGGGAGGAAGUUCAGUCCCGGUCUACAGCUGCUGAAGUGAGUAAUACAGCAACUCUUUAAGGUCAUAUUGGUUUUUAGUUCAUCCGCUCCUCGGGCUCGCAGAGCUAACCUAACAAUCGGGUGCUGUUAGAAACUGAGGGCUGCUCUUUGUAACUCACUGUGUAGAGCCCGAGUUCAGUGAUCAAUAAGGAAUUUGCAGUAGCAGAUUGGAUUGUAGAUCGGGUACCAGACUCCACGAGAUGUCGCAGGUGAAGUAUGUGAUCAGUCUACAACAAUUAAGCAGAUUUAUCUUCCAGUCUAAAUAGAGAAAUCUUGAUUGAUAUGCUUUUAAAAGCUGUUUUAUUCCAUGCCUUGAAAUGCUGGGGAGGAGGGAGAGACAGAAAGACCAUGUGCUGUUUUUAUAAGGCUAAUUGCUUUUUGAUUGUAAGUGGAAUGUAGAAAUGUGUGUGAUCCUCUAACUCACAGAAGUGUCUCAGGGAAUUUUAUACUGUAAAAUCUCUCAAUCCUCAUAGAAUGGUGUAACUUUGUAUUAAUUGUGUAGAUUAACAAUAAAAUCAUAGAAAGGAAGUAGCACAAAAUG
Gallus gallus (chicken) is the source of this 4134-nucleotide messenger RNA. RefSeq names its product fucosyltransferase 4 (gene FUT4). Lineage: Eukaryota; Metazoa; Chordata; Aves; Galliformes; Phasianidae. The transcript has a single exon. Gene Ontology annotation, cellular component: membrane. Gene Ontology annotation, molecular function: alpha-(1->3)-fucosyltransferase activity. The coding region runs from base 167 to 1237 and encodes 356 amino acids. The record is from RefSeq and is marked validated.